Messenger RNA from Macrosiphum euphorbiae (potato aphid), 209 nucleotides. Lineage: Eukaryota; Metazoa; Arthropoda; Insecta; Hemiptera; Aphididae. The record is from the annotation of a GenBank genome assembly.
AUGGAUUUAAAGGCAAAUAAAAUGUCGAAACGUGAAAGAGGUCCAAAUUGGGAAGAAGAUGAAAAAACUAUAUUUUUCCAUUGCUACCAAAAUGUGGCCAAAGUAUUGGAAGAUCCGAAAAAGGAUUUUAAUACAAAUACCAAAAAAAAUCAAGCUUGGUUAAAUCUAAUGAACAAUUUUAAUGGUCAUUCUAACGUUAAAAAGGUAAU